Protobothrops mucrosquamatus (brown spotted pit viper) is the source of this 642-nucleotide messenger RNA. RefSeq names its product LIM and SH3 domain protein 1-like. Bases 1 to 642 code for a protein of 213 amino acids. Gene Ontology annotation, cellular component: focal adhesion. Gene Ontology annotation, molecular function: actin filament binding. Lineage: Eukaryota; Metazoa; Chordata; Lepidosauria; Squamata; Viperidae. The transcript has 6 exons. The record is from RefSeq and is a predicted model, not a curated record.
AUGCAACAUUAUCCAAAGCAGUCCUUCACCAUGGUGGCUGACACUCCAGAGAACUUGCGCCUUAAGCAGCAGAGUGAACUUCAGAGUCAAGUCCGCUAUAAGGAGGAAUUUGAAAAGAAUAAAGGGAAGGGCUUUAGUGUGGUGGCUGACACACCUGAAUUACAGCGAAUCAAGAAAACUCAAGAUCAAAUCAGCAAUAUAAAGUACCAUGAAGAAUUUGAGAAGAGCAAGAUGGGUGCUCCUGGAGGGGAGGGAGGGGAGCUGGAGCGCUGUAAUUCCCAAGAAGGUGCCAAUUACAGGAGAACAGUUGAGCAGCCACCACCAUCACAUCAGCAACCUCAUCAUGCCCAGCCAAGUAACCUUGUUUACCAUCAGCAGUCAUCACAACAACCAGCCUCUCAGUCCUGUGGCUAUAAGGAACCAGCAGCACCAGUCUCAAUACAGCAUAGUGCCCCAACUGGAGGAGGAAAACGGUUCCGUGCAGUCUAUGAUUACAGUGCAGCCGAUGAAGAUGAGGUCUCCUUCCAGGAUGGUGACACCAUAAUCAAUGUGCAGCAAAUUGAUGAUGGCUGGAUGUAUGGCACCGUUGAGCGGACUGGUGACACAGGCAUGCUUCCAGCUAACUAUGUGGAGGCAAUGUGA